AGCGCCAUCAUAACAUAGGCUACUUCCUAAUUCUCUUAACAGUGCUGUUAUCGUUGAUAGUUGUGAAAAGAAAUUCCCCGUUUUCGGUGGAAGCAAGUCGGUUGGCUGUUGUUAGCAGUUGGCUACUAUUUUUAGAAGGUGACAUUCACGAAAUACGUGCCAGAAUGGCUGCCAUAUUCUUGAUGCCGAUUUUUGCUAGCUUGCUAUUGGUCGUAUGCGCGACUGGAACUGGUACGACUAUGAACAUCCUUGAGAUCCUGGAAGGAAGGUGCCAUGAGUACAUCCAGUGUAUAAAACCUGUUAAUAGUAACUUUUAUUGUGGCCCCGCCCUAAGGCCAAGUUUUAAUUGCACAUCCCUCAUCAACACAUUUACGACAGAAGUUACAUACCACGAACCGUGUUCUUUGGGACCAGACGCGUUUGACGAUUUCGUCGACGAAGGAAAACAGGACCUACCCCCAGAUAUGCAAUUAUUUUGGUCAGGACCAUUCAAAAUCGCUCACGAAUAUGCCUUGUUUACUGAACGUAAAUCGUUGGAAGACUCCCUCAUCGGUUAUAUGAUGAACGGCGUAACAUUUUGCGGUUCAACAGAGUCUCCUGGCUUUAACUUUGAUAUGUGUCCAAUUUGUUCAAAUUCCACGUCUAGCAUUUUUUGGAACAAGGCUUCGAUGUCUUUUGCAAGAACGGCAAAAGGUAAAGUAGAAGUUGUUCUAAGUGCAUCGAAUUUUGGUCGACCGUCUUUUCGUAACGGCAGUGUCUUUAGGGAAAUUGAAGUUCCUAAUUUACAAACAGGUGCCGUUAGCCAGCUGACUGCUAUUUUGGUUAGAGAUAUUGGUGACAAUACAACUACAAGUGAACAUUGUGGAACCGGUUCGCUCUUGGAGUUGAAAAAUAUCAUCGAAGCACGAAAUAUAACUUUUUAUUGCGAAGAAAAUCCAGACCGAAUCAGAGCGAUCCAAUGUGCUGAACAACCAGAGGCAGACGAGUGCCUUGCUCUCUUUAAUUCAGGUUAUAUGCCAAUAAUUACACCGACGAUGGCAUUAUUUUUGCUCGCUGUUUCAAUCUUAAAUACUUAAAGCUAAUUGUUUUUAACGGAAAGAGGUAGUAAGGGCUCCUUAUGAUCAUUUUGGGGGUUGUGAAAAAUUAACCUAGACACUAUUGGUUAAUUGUUUGUGCUUUUACUCUUAAAGGGUAAGCAUAAAUGUUGUCAUAAUUUGAUACCCGAUAAUUAGGCCUAUAUUUUUUGUAUGCAGUGUACAUGCAUUUUUACAACUAACUUGUGUGUUCUUGUGCAUGGCUGCGCAGGCAUCCGGGUAUUAACAAAGCGCACACCCAAUCACACGUGGUUCAAAAGUGCGCAAUGAGUGAAAUGCAUAGGCCUAUAUCAAGGUAGUAUUUUUUUAUAGAAUGUAAAUCAUAAUUAUGCAUUGUUGUACUGAAUAAAUAAAUACAGUAAUGUCUGAGACAUGGUUGUCUGAGAGAAUGCAAA
Molecule: messenger RNA, 1489 nt
Organism: Anneissia japonica
Lineage: Eukaryota; Metazoa; Echinodermata; Crinoidea; Comatulida; Comatulidae
Product: ADP-ribosyl cyclase/cyclic ADP-ribose hydrolase-like
Exons: 8
Coding region: 165-1076 (303 amino acids)
Biological process (GO): positive regulation of B cell proliferation
Cellular component (GO): plasma membrane
Molecular function (GO): NAD+ nucleosidase activity; phosphorus-oxygen lyase activity
Source: RefSeq, a predicted model, not a curated record